Messenger RNA from Gossypium arboreum, 1225 nucleotides. Its product is annotated as PR5-like receptor kinase. The transcript has a single exon. The coding region runs from base 167 to 1042 and encodes 291 amino acids. Gene Ontology annotation, molecular function: ATP binding; protein kinase activity. The record is from RefSeq and is a predicted model, not a curated record. Gene Ontology annotation, biological process: protein phosphorylation. NCBI's taxonomy places the organism in Eukaryota, Viridiplantae, Streptophyta, Magnoliopsida, Malvales, Malvaceae.
UGUAUUGGUUUCUGCUAUAUGCUUCUUUGUGUUAAGGUUAAAAGGGAAAUCACCAUCAAGUCAUCUAUGGAAGGGGAAGAAGAACGGCAAUGCUAGGAUUGAAGAAUUCAUUGCAAAGUUUGGUUCUCUAGCUCCGAAUCGAUAUUUUUAUGGAGACAUUAAGAAAAUGACAAAUAAGUUUAAAGAUAAAUUAGGUGAAGGAGGGUAUGGUAGUGUAUACAAAGGAAAAUUGCCGGACGGUCGUUUCGUGGCGGUCAAAAUCCUAAGUGAAUUCAAAGAUAAUGCAGAGGAAUUUAUGAAUGAAGUAGCCAGCAUCAGUAGAACUUCUCAUGUCAACAUAGUGACUCUUUUGGGUUUCUGUUUUGAGAGAUCAAAAAGAGCUUUGGUUUAUGAAUUCAUGCCCAAUGGAUCUUUGGACGGGUUUAUUUAUAAUAAAGGACCACGUAGUCAAAGUUGUCAAUUAGAGUGGAAAACUUUGUACAACAUUGCAAUUGGCAUCGCUAGAGGACUCGAAUACUUGCAUCAAGGUUGCAACACUCGGAUCUUACACUUCGACAUUAAACCUCACAAUAUCCUUUUAGAUGAAAACUUUUGUCCCAAAAUCUCUGAUUUCGGUUUGUCUAAGUUAUGUGAACGAAAGGAAAGCAUUAUUUCAAAUACAGGUGCUAGAGGAACUGCUGGAUAUAUAGCUCCUGAAGUGUUUUGUCGAAAUUUUGGUGGUGUUUCUCAUAAAUCAGAUGUCUACAGCUAUGGAAUGAUGCUCCUUGAAAUGAUCGGAGGAAGAAAAAAUAAAAAUAUUGAGGGUUCCCAAACUAGUGAAACAUAUUUUCCCUUAUGGAUAUAUAACCAUCUUGAUCAACCCAUGAACUGCAAUCCUAAUGAAGUAAUAUCUGUAGAGGAAGAGGAAAUAACAAGGAAACUAAUCAUAGUGAGCCGUUGGUGCACUCAAACCAAUCCAGUAGACCGACCAUCAAUGACUAAAGUAUUAGAAAUGUUGCAAGGAAACCCUCAAUCAUUAGUACUUCCAUCGCAACUCACCUAAAAAUGUUGCAGACUUGUUGUUAACUUGAGUAAUUUGUUCAUGUUGAAGCAAUUUUGGGAAAAUGUUCAUUUUGAUCUCAUGUUUUUUUAGUGUUAGUUGUGUAUAUAAAAAUAGAACAAUUUAAAUGUGUAAAAUUUUAAACAUAAAUCUAUAGUAUACCUAUAUGAUAUUAUGCUUAUUAAA